UGCUAGGUUCUUUUCCACAUCUUUUUGAAAGAAAAUGGAUUCAGCUUCUACAGUUAAAGUUGGUGGCAAAAAGAGAGACCCUUGUUGGAAACAUGGGAGACCAGGUCCAAAACGAGGAGAUGUUUUUUGCAACCAUUGCAAAAAAAUUGUAAAAGAUGGCAUUAAUAGGUUCAAAUAUCACCUUGCAAAAAUUCAAUGCCGAGAUACCACAAGCUGUACGGAAUGUACUGAAGAGGCUACGAGAGAUGCAAUAGCAACGCUUGAAGCAUAUGAUCAAAGGAAGGCAACAAAAAAGAGAACAACAGAGGCAAUGGCAGCCCCAAGGGCAGAUUUGAGUUCCAUAGGGUCACAUACAGAUGUGGGGACAUCUGGUUCUUCCCUUGGGCCACGGAUACAAGCAAAGGGAACUUUGGACAGCAACAUGGAAAACUUCUUUAUUCCAUGUAACACUCCUGGUGCACAACCUGGAUUUCUUGGCACUGCAUGGAAUAAAGAGGCUCACCAACAAGCCAAGGUGGCGUGUGCUAGAUUUUUUAUCUACAACGAUGUUCCAUUCAAUGCUAUUUCUAGUCCAUCUUGGGACCAAUUGGUCACCGCGUUGACUGUGGCAGGUAAGGGGUUCAAGUCCCCAAGCCGUUACGAGGUAAGUGGACCGUUAUUGCAGGAUGAGGUCCAAAACACUCAUGCAUUAGUGGAAGAGCAAAGGACUAUUUGGGAGAAGAAUGGCUGCACCAUUCUUUCUGAUGGAUGGACAGAUGGUAGGAAUAGGACACUCAUCAACUUUCUAGUUGCUUCAGGAGGACAGUUAGUAUUUUUAAAAUCAAUUGAUGCCUCCAACGAAGUGAAGAAUGCGGAGACCUUGUGCAACAUGUUGGAUGAGGUGGUGAUGGAUGUGGGAGUGCAGAAUGUCAUCCAAGUUGUGACUGAUAAUGCAGCUGCAUAUGUGGCAGCCGGCAGACUUCUAAUGGCUAGACAUCUGACAUUAUUUUGGAGCCCUUGUGCUGCCCAUUGUCUUGACUUGCUCCUUGAGGACAUAGGGAAACUAAGUUGGGUAAAGAAAGUGGUUGAAGAUGGAAGGAAUAUCACCAAAUACAUCUACAAUCACACAUGGGUCCUGAAUCUUAUGAGAGAGCACACUGAAGGUAAGGAUCUUGUGCGAUCGGGGGUCACACGCUUUGCUACCAAUUUCCUCACCUUGCAGAGCAUACUUGCUACAUUGCCCAACCUGAAGCGGAUGUUCGUGAGUGAAAGAUGGUUGGGGAGUCCUUAUGCUAUAGAGCUUGAAGCAGAGAAGGUUGUGAUUGCCAUUUUUGAUACUAAUUUUGCCAAGAUAGUGGAGGAGAUCAUCAAUGUAAGUUUUGAAACUUUAAUUGAUGAUUUAUUAUUUAAUUUUCUAAUAUUUCAAUCUGCUGAUUUUGUUAGAUUUUUUAUAUCUAGGUGUCGGAACCGUUGGUGAGGGUGCUAUGAAUGGUGGAUGGGGAUCAUAACUCCAUGGGGUAUCUAUACGAGGCCAUGGAUAAGGCCAAAGAGGCGAUUCAACACUUGUAUGGGUCAAACAAGACCAAGUAUGAACCCAUAUGGCGCAUAAUUGAUCGGAGGUGGAACCAUCAACUCCACCAACAUAUUCAUGCUGCUGCCUACUUCUUGAAUCCCAAGUUUUUUUACUCUCCGAGUUUCAGAGCAGAUGCAGAGGUUAGAAUUGGCCUUGACACAUGCAUUCGGAGAUUAGUUGAUGAUGAGAUCCUUCGAGACCUGAUACUUGAUGAGUUGUAGAGCUAUAAGAAGGCCUUAGGGGAAUGGUUUUCUUCACCUGAUUGCAAACGUAGGAGAGCCACCUUACGACCAGAUUUGUGGUGGGAAGAUUAUGGUGCCAUAAUGCCUAAUCUUCAAAAGCUUGCCAUCCGCAUAUUAUCACAGCCUUGUAGUGCUUC
Molecule: messenger RNA, 1931 nt
Organism: Cryptomeria japonica (Japanese cedar)
Lineage: Eukaryota; Viridiplantae; Streptophyta; Pinopsida; Cupressales; Cupressaceae
Exons: 2
Coding region: 35-1456 (473 amino acids)
Molecular function (GO): DNA binding
Source: RefSeq, a predicted model, not a curated record